Drosophila simulans is the source of this 1841-nucleotide messenger RNA. RefSeq names its product ras-related protein Rac1 (gene Rac1). The record is from RefSeq and is a predicted model, not a curated record. Gene Ontology annotation, molecular function: GTP binding; GTPase activity; protein kinase binding. The transcript has a single exon. Gene Ontology annotation, cellular component: cytoskeleton; plasma membrane; cell projection. The coding region runs from base 375 to 953 and encodes 192 amino acids. Gene Ontology annotation, biological process: establishment or maintenance of cell polarity; regulation of cell shape; regulation of actin cytoskeleton organization. Lineage: Eukaryota; Metazoa; Arthropoda; Insecta; Diptera; Drosophilidae.
UUUUAGUAUUUUACAGCUCAUCCGAUGGUAAAUUUGAACAGUCCAGCCGCGGUCACACUGCAGUACACAGAAAAUUUACUUUUUUUGUUGAGAAAAUUAGGGAAAUUAACGCACAAAACGCGAGUUAAAGAGGCCCAGAACGUAAGGCGCGAUCAUCAGUCGCCCCGAGGACCACAAGGCACUGGAAAAGGAGUCGCGCUUGCAGAGAUAACCCCGCGAAAGGACCCACGCAAGCAACAGUCCUCCGCCGCCGCCCCAAAAAGAACCAAAAACGCCUGAAGAAGAAGCACCCCCGCAAUCAGAAAUCUGCAAUCUUCAAUCUCCAAUCUCUAGGCACAAAGCACUCCAGUCCAGACAGUCGAGGAAACCGAACCAUGCAGGCGAUUAAGUGCGUCGUCGUGGGCGACGGAGCCGUGGGAAAGACCUGCCUGCUGAUCAGCUACACGACCAAUGCCUUUCCCGGCGAGUACAUACCCACCGUGUUCGACAACUACUCGGCCAACGUGAUGGUGGACGCCAAGCCCAUCAACCUGGGCCUGUGGGAUACGGCCGGGCAGGAGGACUACGACCGACUGAGGCCACUGUCCUACCCCCAGACCGAUGUCUUCCUCAUCUGCUUCUCGCUGGUGAAUCCGGCCUCGUUCGAGAACGUGCGGGCCAAGUGGUAUCCGGAGGUGCGCCACCACUGCCCCAGCACGCCCAUCAUCCUGGUGGGCACCAAGCUGGAUUUGCGCGACGACAAGAACACAAUCGAAAAGCUGAGGGACAAGAAGCUGGCGCCCAUCACCUAUCCGCAGGGUCUGGCCAUGGCCAAGGAGAUCGGAGCGGUCAAGUAUCUGGAGUGCUCGGCCCUGACGCAGAAGGGUCUGAAAACCGUCUUCGACGAGGCCAUCCGGUCGGUUUUGUGCCCCGUGCUGCAGCCCAAGUCCAAGCGCAAGUGCGCCCUUCUCUAAAAGAGUUAGACAGUUGGUCGGUGGAGUUUCACCGGCGGACUCUGCUUAAACGUAAUAUUAUUAACUAUAAAACCAUUAUGUAACCUAAGCGUGGCCAGGCUAAAUGGCUCAUCCGUAGUUUCUUUGUUACAAUUUUGCCACUAAUUUCCGCUGCUAAGGGGGAUUCCCCCAACCCAACCCAAUCCAACCCAACUCUUGCUUUUGUUUCGUUUCCGAGUUCUGAGUUCGUUUCGAGUGUUCUGUAAUUCAUAAUCCAAUUAUUCUGUUUACCCGUGCAUUAAUUUCAACUAAAAGUUAAAAGCGAGAUGUUUCUAGACGAAAUGGAGAACUGUAAACUCUAACUGUAUUUUGUAUUAUUUAAUAACUUUUGUAAUUAAAAUUAAUGUUGUAAAACUGAGGUAAAACCAAAAACGAAAACAAAAAAAAAAAACAAACGAAAAACCUAAAAAAAUGUGAGACAAGUACGAGAUAGCCGCAUAAUGAGCAUAAAGCAUAGAUGUCGCAUAGAUGUUGAUCGAAGGUCCUGCGGAAGGGAUCAGGAUAUUGAGUCAGUAAAGUAAACGUUCCAUUGCAAUUACACUUACAUUAUUACAUACUUGUAUUUAGAUGUUGUUGGAUAUCGAAGCGACGGCGCGGGCGAGUAACAACUUUUUAAACUUUUGCUAGAUCCAGGAACUAUCAAUAUAUAUAUACAUGUAUGUAUAAGAUGAAAAGUCCUUCGUAUACUAUGUACUGAAUUAAAGGCAUCAAACUGAGCAACUUUGAAUACUUUGUAUUUUAAACGACAGAUAUUCAAGAAACACAAGAAAAACAAAAACAUGAACGAAGCCAAGAUAAUUAUAUAAAUGUGUCUAUUUCAAUGGAAAUCAAUAAAGCAUAAUAAAAGGA